AUGUAAUAAAAAAUUAUAUCAAGACUUCAUGGCUAAGCAUAAAACUAUGCAUGGGGAAUGUUAUCAACCAAUCCAAAUUGUUUAGUAUACAAAUUAACACAAAAGACAUCAAAUGACAUAAAACCAUUUGCUGAAUUUUGGAUGGGAAGUCAUCCUUCAUUACCAUCUUUAUACGAGAAUGGUGAAAAAGUUAAUUUAGAUCUUCCAUAUCUAUUUAAAGUUUUAUCUGUAGAUCAAGUAAAAAUUUAUUUCCAAUAAGCCACUUUCUAUUCAAAUACAUCCUAAUAAAGAAUAAGCUAAGAUACUUCAUACAACAAAACCAAAUCUAUAUCCAGAUGAUAAUCAUAAACCAGAAAUGGCUAUUGCAUUAACAGUUUUUGAAGCAUUAGUAGGUUUUACUGAUUAAUAAACAAUAAUUCAGAAUAUUGAAAGAGUAAUUAACAUAACAAUUAUUUCUAGAAUCCUUAGAUUAUAGUUAAAAUUGGAGAUAAUUUGUGGAAUUAAUUUUUAGUUGCACAAAAUUAAUAAGCUUAGGAAAUUUUAAAAUAGAUAGUGUCAAUAUUUUUAUCAUUGACAUAAGAUGAAAUUAAGGUUAUCUUAGAUAAUUUUUAAUGGCCAAACAAAUGUAAUCCAAGUUUGUUUCCAGGAUAAAAAAUAGAAAAAUAUGAUGUUGGAUAUUUGUUUCUAUUGUUAAUGAAUCAUCUCAUAUUAUAACCUGGAUAAGCAGUAGUCUUAGAAGCAGGAUUAAUUCAUGCUUAUUUAAGAGGUAAUAUCAUUGAAACUAUGGCAAAUUCUGACAAUGUUGUUAGAUGUGGAUUUACUCCAAAAUAGAAAGAUGUGGAAACUAUGAAAGAGAUCUUAAUAUGUGAAAUGAAACAACCUGAUUAUGUUUAACCAAUUAUUGAAGAAUCAAAUGAAUAUAUUUAUAAAAGAUAUAUAACGAAGUAUUAAGAAUUUGCUUGUGUAUAAAUUUUAGAAUAUAAAAUAGGAUUGUUUGGAAUUGAAACCAUAAGUGUAAUCAAAAUAGUUUAAAUUAAAAUAAAAUACUAUUUUAUUAUGUCUAUAAGGAAAUGGAAAAAUCAUGAGUGAAUAAGGAAAUCAUGAACUUAGUUUUGGUUUGACUUACAUAAUAAAUUAAGAUAUUCAAGUACAAUUUGAAGUAGAUUAAUAUUUAUAAUUAUACUCCUGUUAUUCUUAAUGA
Paramecium sonneborni is the source of this 1201-nucleotide messenger RNA. The record is from the annotation of a GenBank genome assembly. NCBI's taxonomy places the organism in Eukaryota, Ciliophora, Oligohymenophorea, Peniculida, Parameciidae.